UCACUCAGUCGCCCCUUGGCUGGUGCAGCGACGAGACCUCGCCCGCGCCUCGGCUCGCUCGCUCGCCCUCUCUCUCUCUCUCCCUCUCGGACGGCGGCCCCAACCUCGCCCUCGAAGAAGGAGGAGGAAGGAGGAAGACCUUCCCUCGGGCGUCGGUAUUUUCCGUCUUUACUUAGAGAGUCAUUCGUUUCUUUUUUUUUUUUUUAUUCAUUUAUUUAUAUGUGUUAUUCAUCUCUCUCAUUCUCUCUCACUCUCGAAAACGAAAAGAAAUAAUAGAUAAAAACGGGAAAUUCGAAAAAAAAGAAACAGGUGAAUCGAGAAGUGCGGUGAGAGAUUUUAUUUUUUUCUUAAAAUAAAGAGAGAGAAAAAAGAAAAGGAGAGAAAAGGAGAAAUAGAGAAAAUAAAAGAGAAAAAAGUGCAGAGUGCAGCCUCGUGUGAUUCUCGCUUCCGCUGCAUUUGCCGGUUGCAGGAUUGGCCGAUGGAGUUCUAGUUGGGAAAGAAAAGGAAGAAAGAGAGAAAGAAAGAAGGGAGAAAAGAGGAAGAUCGUAAGAACAGAGAAAAGAUAGGAAGAAAAAGAGUGAUUUUUUCGCUGUGCCUUAAAUUCGUGAGAAAGAAAAAUAUAAGAAAAGAAAAAAAAACUGAGAAUUUCUAACUAUCGUGAGGAGAAAAAAAAUCAGAAUAAAUACAGUUAUUUAACAAAUAUUCAUAGUGAUUCUUACGGAUAAAUCGAUGUGAAAUAGAAAUAGGAAAAGAGAAAAAGGAAAUAGAAAGGAAUUGAUAGUUAUGCUGAACAAGAGAAGUACAUAAAGUGACAGAAAAAUCAUAAAAAAAUAAAUAAUUACUUAAUUUACCAGAGACUGUGCGACUUCCGUCUGACCUUCCGCAGUGCCGUAGUGACCUGUAGUGACCUGCGUCGACCUGUGUGGGGAAAAGUGCUUGCUUGCUUGCGUUAUCUGCAGGCGAUAUGGUCAGAUAACGAUUAUUGAUAGUGCGAUAGUGACUGCGAUGGUGAUGAUGGUGCCCGCCGGCCCGGGGCUUCCUCGGGGGCGCUCGUGGCUCCCCGGGGCGCUCCUGCUCGCAGCCCUCGUCCAGGUGGCGGCGGCGUCCGGACGCUUCGAGCUGGAGGUGGUGGAGGUGCACAACUCGCAGUCGCAGCUGUGGGCGGGCGACUGCUGCGGCGGCGCGGCGCGCACCGCGGCGUCGGAGUGCCCCGCGCAGUGCCGCACCGCCGUGACCCUGUGCCUGAAGGAGUACCAGAGCACCCAGGACGGCGGCAAGGCGCUGCCGCGGCAGGUGCUGGAGUCGGGCGGCGCGACGUCGCAGGGGCAGAGCUCGGGCGCGGGCGGCCUGGGCAGCUGCACCUACGGCAACGGCACCUCGCCCGUGAUCGGCGGCUCCUCCUUCACCCUCGCCCAGUCGCCGCCCGCCGCCCACAUCCAGCUGCCCUUCACCUUCUCCUGGACGGUAAGGCCGCCUCCCGUUCUCUCUUCGUUCAUGUAUCGUUGGUUUUUCACCUUUUUCAGAUAUUUAUUCUUUUGUUUAACUUCCUUUUCGCUUACUAUUAUAUUUAUUGUUUAUAUUACAAGCUUUAAAAAUUCCCGUAAGUGUAUGCGAGAUGGUGAAGGUUCCAGAGGCUCUCCUUAAGAAGUCGAUAGAUAAGGGUGGAUUUGGAAUGCUUCAAACGGGCGGAGAAAGUUAUAAGAUGGUCCAAAUAUUAUAUAGGAAAGUCAUUCAAAUAUGUAUAGUUAUUGUGUCAAUGUAUAAUUAAUUUACAGCUACUCUUAGAAAAGAAACGGUCGUUAAAUUCUCGAAAUU
Molecule: messenger RNA, 1815 nt
Organism: Penaeus chinensis
Lineage: Eukaryota; Metazoa; Arthropoda; Malacostraca; Decapoda; Penaeidae
Product: protein serrate-like
Exons: 2
Coding region: 1006-1644 (212 amino acids)
Biological process (GO): multicellular organism development; Notch signaling pathway
Cellular component (GO): membrane
Source: RefSeq, a predicted model, not a curated record